AUGACAACAAGCACAUCUACUAUUCCUCCCACCAUUACAACACCGGAAGCCAUCUUUACACCAACCAUAAAACCACCCAUUACUGCUGCAACCACAAAACCAGAAUCCUUAACAACUAAUCGCACAACCAUUCCAAAUCUCACCACAACACCCGAGAACAUUACAACAAGUACAACAAAUCGUAUUACAACCACAGCACAAGAAACAAUGACAACAAGCACAUCUACUAUUCCUCCCAUCAUUACAACACCGGAAGCCAUCUUUACACCAACCAUAAAACCACCCAUUACUGCUGCAACCACAAAACCAGAAUCCUUAACAACUAAUCGCACAACCCCCACAACCACAACACCAAAAACAAUUACAACAACUACAACUACCACCACAACU
This is a messenger RNA of Physella acuta, 390 nucleotides long. Its product is annotated as integumentary mucin C.1-like. The record is from RefSeq and is a predicted model, not a curated record. Lineage: Eukaryota; Metazoa; Mollusca; Gastropoda; Physidae.